This is a messenger RNA of Medioppia subpectinata, 2073 nucleotides long. NCBI's taxonomy places the organism in Eukaryota, Metazoa, Arthropoda, Arachnida, Sarcoptiformes, Oppiidae. The record is from the annotation of a GenBank genome assembly.
AUGAUUGGCAGCGAUUCGCAUAGAGAUGCCGUCCGUAUUAGACAAUUGUGUUUCUCGUAUAGUAAUUGCGAUCGCAUUCUCGAUGACAUCGAGCUAUCGGUGCCGAGGACUCGCAUCUAUGGCCUGUUAGGGCCCAGCGGUUGCGGCAAAACUACUCUAUUAAAGUGCAUAUUGGGUCGCCUAAAGCCGGACAGCGGAGACAUAUGUAUAUUUGGUGACAAACCGAGCAAAUGUCAUAUACCGGGAGCCGGUGUCGGAUAUAUGCCCCAAGAGAUAGCCCUAUACCAGGAUUUCACAAUUGGGGAACUUCUCAGAUAUUUCGGCAGAAUAUUUGCUAUGAAUUGCCGGGAAAUUGAGGCCAAAAUCCAGGAACUCAUAAAUUUGUUACAAUUGCCAAAGAAAAGCACAUUAAUUGGAAAAAUAUCGGGCGGCCAACAGAGGCGGACAUCCCUGGCCUGUGCUCUCAUACACUCUCCGCCGCUAUUAAUACUGGACGAGCCAACGGUGGGCACCGAUCCUAUACUGCGGCAGACAAUAUGGUAUCACUUGAAGUGGUUGUGCCGCUCGGGUCUCACCAUAAUCUUGACCACACAUUACAUAGAGGAGGCGCGCAGUGCGGACACAGUGGCCUUCAUGAGGUGCGGCAAAAUACUGGCCGAAGACAACCCCAACCUAUUGCUCGACAAAUACCUGAUGACCAGUUUGGAGGACGUAUUUCUCCGGUUGUGUCAUUUGGACGGCAAGAUUGGCAACAAUUCGGACGACAUAUCGCUUCUCACGAGUGAUAAAAAAGAGACAAAAAUAUAUUACGAAAACCAAUUAUCUCUGGAGGAGAAGGAGGACACGACCGGCACGACAACUGUCCCGUCGGUGAACUCGAGUUCGAAGUCGUCGUCGUUGAUACUGCAGAGCAGCGCCGGAAGUGCUGAUUGUGAUAAUAAAAGUACGGAUCAAAGUCUGGAUAUGAAUGGCAUAACAAGCGAUAACAAUAUCCAUAAUAAUAUUAAACACAAUAAUUGUGUUUACAUUAAGAUAACUGAUGAGAGUGUUGUCACCACAAAGACAGUCAACAACACAUCAGUGGCGACAGCACUGGACGUCACCGAAAAGCUGUUGCUGUCCACCACUGGAACCAAUGCGGAGACUGUCCUCAGCAUUAAAAACUUCAAAGAUGGUUCACUCAAAGAUGUUCGGCGCUUACUCCCGGCCCUACAGGUGGCCCUCUUGUUGAUCAGUAUCAGCUCCGGGCCGACAGACCUCAAUCUGGCCGUCAUUGACGAAGAGUCGCGUAACAAUCGCACCAACAAUUGGGGCGAACUAUUCCUCCAAUGUCUGGACAAUCGGACCUUUAAUAUCAAACAUUACGACUCCUUCGAGGCGGCCAUCGGAUCGGUAGAGUCGGGCCACUCGUACGCUGCCGUCGAGAUUAACGACCGAUUCUCUGCGGCGCUUCGGUUGAGACACCUCUACGGCAACGAUGCCGACGAAGAGACCAUUGAAGACAGUCAGAUACGGAUACACAUUGAUUGGUCCAAUCAGGCGAUCGGCGCCCAAAUUGAGCGCAACUUCUACGACGGCAUGAAGAGGUUCGCCGAAGAGGUGGCCGUGCGGUCCAACAUCAACCCGGACACCAUCAAAGUGCCCAUGGUGUUUGAACAGCCCGUGUACGGCCAUCGGGACGAGUCCAUGAGGGACUACGUGCUGCCCGGCUGUUACAUACUGUUGGCCUUCUUCGCCACCAGUGCUGUCACAUCGCACCUGAUUAUGGACGAGCGUCGCGACGGUCUCAUCGAGCGCUCACUCGUGGCCGGAGUGACGGCCUUUGAGUUCCUGUUGUCGCACGCGUUGACCCAAUUCCUGAUACUUAUGAUGCAAAUAUCAUUCAUGCUUUUGAUGCCACACCUGCUCUUCCAUCGGCCCCUCAACUGUUCCCUAUCGGCGGUCAUCGCUCUGGCGCUGUCCCAAGGCUUCUGCGGCAUCACCUUUGGUCUGAUGAUAUCGGCCAUCAGUUCCGACAUCAUCUACGCGGCGAUGUUUAUCAUAUGCAUGUUCUUCGUCAGCAUUAUCAUCGGC